AUGUCCAACAACUCUGUCUUCACCUUUUCUCCUACAGGACCCCAGCGCCCCAUAUUUCCUCUUCCUCCUACCACUACGGCCUCGACAGCGAACACCGGAACACUCGCCUCCAUCGACCCGCUCAUCCCCACCGUCGGACCCCGCGCUCGCGAUCUCCACUACUCCAUCCGCGACUUUCUCUCCACCCACCCACUCCUCGAGCUCGGUGGCCAAGAGCACUUCACCGUUGAGCGUCGACGCCAUCAAGACGUCUUUGGCCUCCAUGCCCUACCCAAGAACAAAAUCCAUCCGAUCGACGACGUCGAGUUCACUGCCAUCCGAGGACCCCAUGGGACGAUUCCUGUUCGCGUCUUGUACCCAACGUCGGGAAAGGACAACCGCAACAAAGGAAAAGCAGGUGCCUUGAUAUACUUUCAUGGGGGCGGGUAUACGGUGGGAUCGGUAGACGAGUUUGAGAAUGGACUUCGUUUGGUCGCCGAGGAGUCAGGCUGUCAGGUCUACGCGUUGGAUGAGUAUUCGGCUGUGAUCGACUGGGUGCAGGGCGAGGGAGGGAGGAUAAGGGGAGUCUAUCCUGGAAAGGUAUUGGGUGGAGGGGAUUCGGCGGGUGGGAAUAUGAUAGUAGCCGUCUACAUCUCCCCUCAAGACCGUUACGUCUCGCCCGGUAUGCAAUCCGUCGAGGACCUCCGUGGUCAACCGCCCGCCGCUGUGUUCACCUCUGGCUACGACCCCUUGCGAGACGUCGGCUGCGAAUACGCAAGCAAGCUGUCACAGGCUGGAGUACCGACUCGCUGGCGUCACUACGACAACCUCACCCAUGGCUGGCUUCAGCUGACGGCGUGGUCGGAAGUGGCAGAGCAGGCUGUCAAGGAUGUUGCGCACGAAGUCAAGAGGCUGGUUUUUGCGGCGAUUGAUACACAUACGCUCAAGAGUCCUCAGGGCCAAGUACCAGUUGACAGGCUCAAUGUGCGUGACUUUACGUUGGCCAAUUCGCUGCGCCGGCAGAGUGGUGAUAAGCCAGCCACUAGAGCCGCUCGCACCACUCGCGUUACCACCCCCUUCAAAAUUAACACAUUCAGCAAGCCGCGAAAUCGUUUGUUGGAUUAG
This is a messenger RNA of Neurospora hispaniola, 1104 nucleotides long. Its product is annotated as Alpha/Beta hydrolase protein. The record is from RefSeq and is a predicted model, not a curated record. The transcript has 3 exons. Gene Ontology annotation, biological process: triglyceride catabolic process. The coding region runs from base 1 to 1104 and encodes 367 amino acids. Gene Ontology annotation, molecular function: sterol ester esterase activity; triacylglycerol lipase activity. Lineage: Eukaryota; Fungi; Ascomycota; Sordariomycetes; Sordariales; Sordariaceae. Gene Ontology annotation, cellular component: cytosol.